Messenger RNA from Pocillopora meandrina, 3973 nucleotides. NCBI's taxonomy places the organism in Eukaryota, Metazoa, Cnidaria, Anthozoa, Scleractinia, Pocilloporidae. The record is from the annotation of a GenBank genome assembly.
AUGCCCGUUCCAGUCAAUCUCUCUUCACAGUCGCUCCAAAUGGCGCGUUCCCUUUUGCAGAGAGGGUGGUUACAGAUUACUUUGGAGAGCUUUCCUAUGGUGAUAGUGAUGUUGAUUGCGUUUCUAGGCAACGCAUUGGUUUUAUGGGCAGUCAAGCGAAAUCCACGCCUGCGCACCACGCCAAAUUACUACAUUACGGCCUUGGCUUUGACCGAUGUGCUCAUGUCAUUCCUCGUUAUGCCGCUGUCCUUAAGCGUUUUGAUCGCGGGUCGCUGGCCUUACAGCGAAGCGUCAUGUUCGUAUCACGGUUACACUGCUACAACGCUAAGAUCAGCGUCGCUUUUCAUUCUGACUUUAACUUCUGUAAAUCGUUAUUUCAAAGUUGUACGGCCUAACCUAUACAGAGAGUAUUUCAAAGUGAAACCAGUGUUGACUUCUUUGUCACUCGCCUGGCUAGCCGCCUUCGUCUGGCCAAUUUACUUCCUGUUGAAAGGAAACUUCCGCUACUAUCCGGGAAAGUUCUGUUGCAUUUAUGACCUCGAUGACGUCAGUGUUGCAGAGGGGCUCGCCUUGAAUAUGACAUUCGCCUUGUUUACGUUUAGCAUAAUCUCUUCCAGUUAUUUCAGGAUAUUUCUAACAAUUCGGAAACACAAAGCUAAUCUGAAUAACAGACCCAAUAAUUCUCCAAGGAUUUCUGCCAAAGAUCUAAACGUUACAAGAUUUCUGUUCAUUGUUGUUGUCUUUUACGUUUUGUGUUGGCUUCCAGUGUUGAUUGUUGACACUACAGAGUUGUUUACUGGAAAGUACACUUUCCCUCGUCAAGUCUACCAGCUAUAUUCAUACAUGGUUGGCGUCAAUAGCGCUGUGAAUCCUGUCGUUUAUGCGUUUUUCAACCGCGAGUUUAAAACGGAGUUUAAGAGGAUUGUUAGGUUAGGCAACAGGAACAACAAUAAUACUGCCACGUUGAGCGAAAGUACCCAACCCAGAACUAAAGAAACUAAGAUGUCAGAUAAAAAAUAAUCAGCCUCGGCCUCGAUCUUUGAAAAAAAUGUUGACGGAUGCAAAAUUGGACAUUUAUUAAAAAACAAUAUGACUCUUAAUUAAUGUGUUUUUUCGCAAGCUUUUUUUGUGUAAUUAUUUCAUUUCCCCUGAUUCAGAGAAAUUUGUGUGUGAUGAAUAAAACAUUACAGUGGGCCGUUCUUAUUAUGCAAAUAGCGAUUAAAAUUGUCUGUACUGAAACUAUAUCCGCGAGGUAAAGUACUCUGUGACUGUGCAUAUUGAAUCUAUUUAAUACAACUUCCACUAAUUUCUAUUGAUGAAAGCUAAGUGAAUCAUGUAACUAUGUUAAGAGGUAAAGAAAAGGGAAAAAUUAAAAUUAUAAAUUACUUUAAGCAAGAAAGAACUGUUCCUCGACUAAGUCAAAAUAUAAGAACAAAAUAACAAAAGAAUAUUGAAACUCUUAGCAAAUCGUAGCUAUAAAACAGGGGGAAACCUGAACCUAGAUUUCCAUUUCAACUAAUUCGUUCCCUCAAUUGUUUUCUCAUCCAUGUUUACCAACUGUCAGCACUAUUUGAAUCAUGUUCGACAGGUGAAAUAAACUUAGUUUCGAAUUAAUUACUUGUACUUCGACUAGCGAUCUCACGCAGCGAAAGCUGUUGUUCAGCGAGUGAAUUUUAACUCAGUCAUCAAAAAUUGAUGAAAUCCAUACUUCUAUUAAAGUGAAUUUAUUGACCAAAAAGUAAGCAAUCUUUUCACUGUUCAACGAUAUCGAAGGACUUCCUCUGUUAAAAGAACCGAAUGAGGUAAGUGACAUGUUUCUGGAAAACCUUUUGAUGUCAUAUACAUUAUAUUUUGCGCUGUGAUUUCCUUGUCUAAACUGGUACGAUGAAAAUUUGGUCGUUAUUUUGAGGAGAAAAGUACAUUGAUAACUCUUUCAAGGGUUCACUAUUCCCGAAGAACCCUCGCUAAUCAAAGGAUUUCAUAUUUUGAUUUUGACAUAUCUCUUAAAUCUUAAUGAAAAUUUGAUCAAAUGUAAUGUUCCCCAAGACUUAACGGAAACAAUUCCAGGAUCUAAGUUUAAUUGAAAGUAAGUUAAAUUAAAGAGCAAGCGAAUCAUCAACGAAAAGAAAAAGGAAACGUAGAAAGGAAAACUACUUUGCGCACUUCACGGAAUACUCAUGACAUAGUCUGGCCAUUUCCCGACCAGUCAUUUAAAGUACAGACGAACAAUCAGAUUGACGUGAAAGACAAAAUUAUAACAAGGAAAAAAAUUUGCUCCGAUCCCAUUGUGCGUCCCUAAAACAAUAGUAAUCGCAUGACAGUAGCGUGUAGUCUGUCCAAGGUAGAACUGAAAAAGAAAAAUAAAACAUAAUUAUGCUAACUUUCGCAUUUAUUAUGGACAACUUGGAGAAGACAUUUGGGGGAGAGCAGUUCACAAUUAAUUGAUUCUAUCAGCUGACAGCUUUAGUCAUGUCCUUCUCUGUGAAUGAUCUUGCAAAUUAUAGUCCUUAACUUCGUGUACAAUUGGCGUUAAGUUCCUUGUUGCGCUAAGUCAUUGUUUUUGUGAUUAAAUUUAGGUAUGAGCAAAGAACCCAAGAUCAUAACCCCUGAGGCGUAAAGAGUUCACGCAUAAAGUUUCUUACAAAAGACAGCUGGCAUCCUCGCUCACUAAACGUUUGCUCUUCUAGAAAACUUUUUCCUGAAUUCCUGUGUUUGACAUUUUAAAAUCCGUUUCAUAAAAUAUCCAUUUCAUGCCAAUAUUGCGCUCCCUCGGUCAAUCAUUGCCUCGCUCUUCCUCUCUGACGAAGAAUUUCCUAUAUAUUUCAAGUUAAAGGCAUUUGUCGUAACUUAUGGCUCGAAACACUUUGCAUAUUUUAUAUAACGUUUUUCAAUGUUUUAUCUCAGUCUUGUUCAAUAGUUUUCCCGGCUGGUAAAAGAAAAGGAGAAUCCAACUGAGAUGUUUGCAGACAACGAAGCUCAGCUAAAUCGAAGUAAAGUGUUCAUUUUGCAGUUAGCAACGAGAACAAAAGCCGAGAUUUUCACAGAACUGGUUGUGUUUCUGUUAGUAGGUUUAAUCGGCGUCUGCGGAAAUUUUCUUGUACUCCUGGUCAUAAGCCUGACUCCAUCGCUAAGAACUAUCUCUAACUUUUAUGUAGCUUCUCUGAGUGCGAUGGAGUUAUUGUUGUCAUUAUCCAUCUGGAUUUUCAUCCCCGAGGUAGUACUAAAAGGAAAGUGGACAUUUAGUGACGCUCUCUGCCAAUUUUUAGGAUUUAUUACUGCCAUGUUAGCCACAGGUUCCAUUUAUUCCAUGGCCCUAAUUGCAAUCAAUCGAUAUUUCCUCAUGGUAAAAUCGAACCUUCAUCGCAAGUACUUUACAAAGAGGAACGCUUAUAUAUCGAUCGCUGUGUCAUGGAUCUUGGCUGGAAAUUUUCCUGUGUCUUACAUGCUUCUCGGCAACAAGUUUGAAUUUCAUCCCGGAAAGGGAGUCUGUAUCUUUGAUGUGACGAAGCUGAAUCUGGUGCACGCUUUUUUGACAGGUUUCUUCAACAUUCAGUUUCCAUAUCUUAUCAUUUCGUGUUGUUAUUUCAAGAUUUACCAAAGAGUGAAAGAACACAACGCAUUACUGAGACACAGUGGAGGUGGAAAUGGAAGCGGCAGCGGAAUUUCAGCGAAGGAAAUUAAAGUAACAAAACUUUUGUUUGCUAUCGUACUGAGUUACACGAUUUGCUGGACGCCAUUUUAUGUCAUCGAUUUAGCUGGAGUAUUUCUUGGCCAAUAUCUCGGCCCUCGCCUUGUUUACGUGUUUUAUAGCAUUGUUGUUGGUAGCACUACCGCCAUCAGCCCGAUAAUAUAUGGCGUUUUCAACAGAGAGCUCAAAGGCGAAAUCGUAAAACUUUUAAAAUCUAAAUGCUGUUGCUUUUGCAAUAAAUUCAAAGUUGGAGUUCCUGUGACAACCUCAAAUAGGCGUCCAUGA